GACACUCUGUUUGUAAUAUCAACGGAUUGGUCUCAUUGGGGUCCGAGGAGCAGUUACACCUACCUGCCUGAAAACGUUGAUAAGUCUUUGCCGCUUUACAAGAAAAUACAAGCACUAGACCGUGAGGCAAUUGACUGUGUCGUCAACCUCAACGGUUCCUGCCUCGAGGAGCACGUCGCGAAGACCGGCAACAGAAUUUGCGGCUAUGACGCGUUGCUUUUGUUUUUGCGG
Molecule: messenger RNA, 231 nt
Organism: Eimeria tenella
Lineage: Eukaryota; Apicomplexa; Conoidasida; Eucoccidiorida; Eimeriidae
Exons: 4
Source: RefSeq, a predicted model, not a curated record